AUUAUAAAAUAACCUAAACGAUCAACACUCAAUUCGACUGGUUGAAAUUUGUUUGAUCAAAUUUUUCUUGAAAGAAAAACAAAAAUGAAAUCCUCAUCCAAAUCAAUAUCAUCAACUUCAUCCAAUUCAUCAAUGGAAUCCAUUGGUAUGGGUCCAUCGGCAGCAGCAACAGCACAACAACAGCAACAACGACAAAUAGUUAUGCAGCCGGCAAUCGAUUUUAAUGGCUAUGAUUUACCACAAUUACCAAAAUUAAAAGAAUUCACUAUUGCCAAAUUAGAACCAGAAAGUGGUUCACCAAUCGGUGAAUAUAUGUACAAUUGUAUUGCGUAUAUAUUCUAUUGUCCAGUACAUCGUCGUAUUAUGGUCAGUAUUAAUGAACGCAAUACAGCUGUAUGGCUGCCAUUUGUUGCAAUACAACCGGAUAAAACAUGGAAUAUGGCAACAACUGAAGGUAUUGCCAUUGUCUUUUCAAAAGAUGAUUCAGAAUUAGAUCCAAGAUUAGUGAAAACUAUUCCGGUACAAAGUAUCAAUUGUGUUCAUAUAUUACGAAUACAAUUGCCAAUAUCCAAAAAAUUUAUCUAUCGUUUAAUACAAUUAGUUAUUCUGGAUAGUGGUAAUCAACCACAAAUACUAACUACAGGUGAAUCUGGUAUUGCACAAUUUCGUUGUUGUGUUAGUAGUAAACAUUUACAAUGGAUUGACAUUAGUGAUGCUAUUACUGGUAAUAUUUCUGGUUUAUGGGGGCCAGAAGUACCAAUGUUUGUAUCAUUUUUGAUUGAAACAACAAAACCAAGAGAAAUAUCCGAAAUUGGUUUCAAUGUUGAUAAUCUGAUUAACAUAAUUGGUUUACAAGAUUUAAUCAUUGGCAAUAAACGUCAACAAUCACAUAAAACAAUGGAACAAACAAUGGCCCAAACAUUACAUAUUACAAAACAUGAUAUUGGCAAAAUAUAUAGUGAUUUUUUGGAACAUUGUUUUCCAUCCAUUUAUAUGACAUAUUGGUCAUUUUGUAGCUAUAUAAAUGAUUAUUUUCAAGAAUGUGAUACAUUGCUACAAUUAUUUCAGGCAUUCAAUUCAAAUCGUUGUGGUUAUCUAACAUUUCAGGAAUUCUUUAUCGGUAUUGUUUCAAUCGAACCUGGUUGUCCAACAAUAUUGAUACGUUUACGUUUUAUAUUUCGUUAUUAUGAUUUAGAUCGUGAUGAUCUAUUAGAUCAAACGGAUAUGCAACGUUUAUUUCGUGACCUCAACACAACAACAGUCAUGUCCGAACAAUUACUUAAUCAAAUAAAAUAUCCAUUAAAUUUUGAAGAUUUUCGUCAAUUAAUAUCGAAAGAUUCAUUACGAAUAGAAUCAUUAUGUCGGGCAUCAAGUCCAUUACUAAUACAUAUUUGCCAAAAUUUUCAACGUCGUAAUGAUACAAGAAUUUCUGCAUCACGUCGUAAUUCACGCAGUGAAUCAUCACAUCAUUAUCAAUCACCAUCAGGUAUUAUGAUGGAUAAAAGUCAUGGUCCAUGUCUAGCAUGUCGUGAACGUUCAUAUGAAUAUGGUUCACAUUGCGUACGGUUUGAUCCUGUUGGUCAUUGUAUCGAAGCCAGGAAUAUUUUGGAACAUGAUGAAAAUAAUGAAGAUCCAUCAACUGCAUUGAGUAAUGAUCGAAGCGAAAUGACAAUGAAUAAAUAUUCACAGGAUUAUGUCUUCUCUACCGUAUCGAUUGGUCCAACAUUUUUAGAUAUGUUACGUGAAUUCAAUUCUGCAACAGCUGCUACAUUAGCACAACAAUCAUCUAAACGCGAUCGAAAUUAUCAACCAAUUGGAUUUUUUGCCGGUCCUGAUAGCAAUCAUGAUCUGUUUAUACGUUAUGUAACAAUUCUUUGUCAAAAUGUUCGUGCUAUAUUUGAUUGUGAAGAUAAAUUGAUGCGCAUUAAUUCAUCAACAUAUGUUAUUGGUGAUGUUGUUGGUAAUCUAUCCGAUCUGAUCAAAAUGGAACGAGCAUUGUGGACAAGUGUACCAAUAUUAUCAAGUAAUUAUGUUUUUUUGGGUAAUUAUGUCAAUGGUACCGGUAUUAAUCCGAUGGGUAUUGAAAGUAUCCUAUAUCUGUUGGCAUUAAAAAUUCUAACACCAAAUAAAUUUUUUCUCAUACGUGGUCAUAAUGAAUAUCGCCAUGUGCAACGAAAUAAAUUUUUUACCGAAUUAAAUCGUAAAUAUGGUGAAAAAAGUGGUAAAAUCCUAUUUGAAUUAAUAAAUGAUAUAUUUGAUCGUUUACCAUUAGCAAUAAUAAUUGAUGAAUCAAUCUUAUGUGUUAAUAAUAAUCUACCAAUACGAUCAACAACAUCGAUCGAUGAUAUAAAUACAUUGUCAAAAGAAUUAAAAGAUCCACAUCAAUAUCCUAUUGUUAAAGAAAUGUUAAUACCAUUAAUCAAAUCUACAGCGGUAGACGAACAACAAAAUAUUGAUUAUUUAAAAUCAAAUGGCCUUACACACAUGAUACGUGCCAAUCAACAUUCAUUGGAUCGUGGUUAUCUAAUUACUGGUCAAAAACGUAUUAUUACUUUAUUUAGUGUUACAUCCAUUACAAGUGGUAGUGGACGCAAUGAUAGUGAUUUAACAGUAUCAUUAGUUGAUCCACCAAAAAUUCGUAUCGUUAAAAUUAAUACAUCAAUUGAAUAACAAUAACAAACAAACAACCCCUUUUUUAUAUUAAAAUA
Molecule: messenger RNA, 2708 nt
Organism: Dermatophagoides pteronyssinus (European house dust mite)
Lineage: Eukaryota; Metazoa; Arthropoda; Arachnida; Sarcoptiformes; Pyroglyphidae
Cellular component (GO): cytoplasm
Molecular function (GO): calcium ion binding; protein serine/threonine phosphatase activity
Source: RefSeq, a predicted model, not a curated record